Hypanus sabinus (Atlantic stingray) is the source of this 11150-nucleotide messenger RNA. It is a transcript of the gene osbpl3b, whose product is annotated as oxysterol binding protein-like 3b. The record is from RefSeq and is a predicted model, not a curated record. Bases 293 to 2974 code for a protein of 893 amino acids. Lineage: Eukaryota; Metazoa; Chordata; Chondrichthyes; Myliobatiformes; Dasyatidae. The transcript has 23 exons. Gene Ontology annotation, cellular component: plasma membrane; perinuclear endoplasmic reticulum; intracellular membrane-bounded organelle. Gene Ontology annotation, molecular function: cholesterol binding.
UGCCCCUGCCCGUCUCUCCCUCCGAACGAGGCCGGAUUCCUUUCGCUUGGAUUUGUCCCCGGCCGCCUCUUCGGCGGGGGCUGAGCUCCGCGGCGGGUUCCUAGGGGGAGGCGAAGUGAGCGAGAUCGCGACCGCGAGAGGAAGUGUCGGCUCCUGGGGCAUCCAGGAGGAAAUGGUGGUACAUAGCACGGACCCGGAACCUGGCUGAGCUAACCUGAGAUUAGUGCUUGCUGUGGACGUCGACGAAGCAAAGCUACCUUGUGACUGAGUGGUUCUGCUGAGUAUCCUGACCAUGAAGAACAGUGAGGAACAGGUGACUGUAGUGACUCAGAGGUUGUCAACCCCCACCCGGAGUUCCAACAACUUGUUCAGGCCAGAUAUUCGGCAGGACAGCUGGGAGAUUGUGGAAGGGCUUCGCGACGUUACAAGCGCCAUCCAUGAGCCAGAGAAGCAAGAAGGGUACAUGCUGAAGAAGAGGAAGUGGCCCCUGAAAGGCUGGCAUAAGCGAUACUUCUUCUUGGAGAAAGGGAUCUUGAAGUACGCAAAGACUCAGGCUGAUAUUCAGAAAGGAAAACUUCAUGGCUGCAUUGAUGUCGGGCUGUCUGUGAUGUCCAUCAAGAAGAAGGCAAAAUGUAUCGAUCUGGACACAGAAGAGCACAUAUAUCAUCUGAAGGUGAAGGUCCAAGAGUUUUUUGACGAGUGGGUGGCAAAGUUGCGUCACCACAGGCUGUACCGCCAGAAUGAAAUUGCUAAGUUUCCCCAUGAUGUGACGAAUCACUUCUUCCCUGUGUCGUCUGCUACAGACUCUUCGAGCUCUUUGAACUCCCCUUUACAGAAGUUGAAGAGAGGAAGUUUAUGCAAGCAGAUGUCAUUCCAGAUUAGCCCUGGUUUUCCUGUCAAUUAUUCUAACAGCCAGUCGAAGGUGACAGCGUGGUUGCAAAGUUCGGAAGAUAUAGACAAGUGCUCAAAAGAUCUUUCGCAAUGCCAAUCCAGUUUAACAGAAUUAGUGCAACUUUUGCAAAGCAUGGAAGUUAUCCAUAGAACAUGCUCGGCACCGUCUAUUAAUGCUAUUCAGGGAUAUGUUUUUGAGAGUCCAAAGAAGGAAAAGCGCUUUCAAAGAAGGUGGCGAACCAAAAGUUUUGGCAAAGAUGCUAAAUCAACACUACAGGUUCCUUGCAUCUCUCCAAGCCCAAUGAGACUGCAUGCAUCAAACCCUAACUUGUCUGAGGUAUUCCCUGUAGAAACAAAAAACUUUUCAGAUGGUUCAGACUGGCCUUCAGAUUAUUCAAAACUGCAAGAAGAUUUCUGCCAUAUUGCUCAAGAAGUUCAUUCCGUGCUCAAGUCGGUGUACAAUUCGAUGGUCAUUGAGAGGGAGAAACUGAAGCAUUUGCUAUCAGAACAUGAUGCGUGCCACUCACCAUCUGCACAGAUGAUUGGUCUGAAAACUGCCUUGAGCUCAGCUUUAGCUCAAAAUGCAGAGCUCAGAGGCCGGUUGUGCAGGAUCCAUGCUGAGUCAAGGCUGGUAGAUCCAGCUGUCACUCUCUUUUCAAGUCCAGGUUCAGUAAAGCAGCAAGACCUCACCCAAGUAAACAAUCCCCUGGUCCAUCAGCUGUCCAAUGAAAGCAGAGUCUCUCGAGCUGACUCUCUCUGUGAAUUCUUUGAUGCACAGGAAGUUUUGUUAUCUGCAAGCUCAUCGGAGAACGAGGCUUCAGAUGAUGAUUCCUACGUCAGUGAUAUAAGUGACAAUACAUCGGAAGAUAACUUAAGCACAGAAGCAGAAGCUCUUGCUCAGACAAUAUAUCACUCUCAAAACGGCACAAAUCAGCCUAGUAGAAGAAGAUCAUGUCUGCCAGCUCCAGGACCAAAUAAUAGUAACAUAAGCCUUUGGAAUAUUCUAAGGAAUAACAUAGGGAAAGACCUUUCCAAAGUUUCCAUGCCAGUUCAAUUAAAUGAACCACUGAACACACUCCAGCGCCUUUGUGAAGAACUGGAAUACAGUGAGCUGCUGGACAAAGCUUCUCAGACAGAUGACCCAUUUGAAAGAAUGGCUUUCGUUGCCGCUUUUGCAGUUUCAGCAUAUGCAUCUUCAUACCAUAGAGCUGGAAGCAAGCCGUUUAACCCAGUUCUAGGGGAGACGUACGAAUGCACGAGGAAAGAGAAGGGCUUCAGAUUCAUUGCUGAACAGGUCAGCCAUCAUCCUCCAAUAUCUGCAUGUCAUGCUGAAUCAAAGAACUUUGCCUUCUGGCAAGAUGUGAGGUGGAAAAACAAGUUCUGGGGUAAAUCAAUGGAGAUUGUUCCAGUUGGCACAAUUCAUGUAACUCUUCCGACAUACAGAGACCAUUAUGAGUGGAAUAAAGUUACUUCCUGUAUCCACAAUAUUCUCAGUGGUCAGAGGUGGAUAGAACAUUAUGGAGAGAUUCUCAUUAAGAAUACAACGAAUAGUACUUGCCAGUGCAAACUGACAUUUAUGAAGGCAAGAUACUGGAAUUCAAACGUUAAUGAGGUUGAAGGGAUCAUAAUGAACCAAAACGGUGAGGUAGUAAAUCAACUCUUUGGGAAGUGGCACGAAGGCAUGUAUAGUGGGACGCUCCCCUCAGCAACAUGCAUCUGGAGACCAAAUCCCAUGCCAAAAGACUUUGAGCAGUACUAUGGUCUCACCAAAUUUUCACUGGGAUUAAAUGAGCUGGAACCUGAAGAAAGACCAUGCCUUCCACAAACUGACACGAGGUUUAGGCCUGAUCAAAGAUACCUAGAGGAAGGUAACAUAGAGGCUGCAGAAUCUCAAAAACAAAGAAUUGAACAAUUGCAAAGAGAAAGGCGGAGAGUUCUUGAAGAAAAUAACAUGACACAUCAACCUCGCUUCUUCAGGUACUCUCAGGAAGAUGGAAAGGAAAUGUGGGUGAGCACAAAUACCUAUUGGGAGCUUCGGAAAGAUCCAGGCUUCAACAAGAUUGAUGGUCCAAUACUCUGGUGACAUGUCAAUGCAGAUUCAUUAUUUUUUCUUUGUUUCAGGACUAUUAAACAUUAUUUAUUAGAUCUGUCUACCUAUCUAUUGAUCAUCUGUUAUCUUUAUAUGUAACUGAUUAUUUAUUAUACAUUUCUGAGUUACAAAAAACAUAUCAUAAUAGCUUGAUGCCUUAAAACUGCUAGAACUGAAAUUCGUCAGAUUUUUGCUUUGAAUAUCAUUUCUGUACUGCAAGGUCUGGUUACUAUCAGGAUGUAACAAGAAUAGUGGGUGUAAUAACAUCUGCAAAUGUGCAAUGUUUUUGCUUGCAAAGAGAAUCAACAAGUAACUAUAUAAACUAGUAUCCUGUUAUGAAUUUGCAUCCUUUUUUAACUAUGGCACACUGAAUGCUUCCAAAAUCAAUUUAAUUCAAAGCUUCUUGCAAUAAUAACACAUAUCCAUUGCACAUAAAGUAUGUUGUUUGUAGUUAGCCUUGAGCAUAGAACAUACUAUGAUCUUACAAAGCAAAAUCUCCAAUGAAAUUUACAAUAAAGAUUGUGGACCCCUGUAAUAGUUAGACCAAAGUAUUUAGCACAAAACUGCAUUAACCACAAGCUUUUCUAUCUAUCCUGUUAUUAUUUUCCUUCCCUCAUCUACGCAUCACCACUUUGCUAAGGAAUUUUGUGCUGGCUUGCAGAAGCCAGCCAAAAGGAAGCAAAGUGCAAAGAAUUUUGCCUUACCCAGAACUAUAGAUAGAUUCAAACUCACCGCCUUCUAUAGAUAAGUCUGUGCCUACUCUGACAGAAUAUUUGCAGAAGGGUGGAAAUACACUAUUAUAUACGUGUCUUAUACUAUUUGCUAAACGCACAGACAACUCAACUCAAUUAUCCAUACUCUGAUUGGAUAAACAAAGGUAAUCACGUUACAGGUUCUUGAUUGUGCAUCAGAUCCCUAAUUUGCACUAUUAUUGCACAUUUUUUUGUAAAGACUUUUUAGCAGAAAAAAGAAACUGAUCUGCUUUGUCACAAUCACUUGUUUUAAUACCUGCAUAUUACUUACACAUGGAAUGGGCCUUUGGAAGAUAAUAAUGUGUAAUUCUAUUAAAAAUGUUCAAGAUUUUUUGAACACUAUCUACCUCUUCUAGUAAAACAUAAUUGUACUCCUUCAGCUUUUAAUACAGGAGCAACACUCACAAUAUCCUGGAGGAACUCAGCAGGUCAGGGAGCAUCCAUGGGAAAGAAUAAACAGUUGACAUUUCAGUCUGAGACGCUUCAUCAAUGUUUAUCCUUGUUUCUUGAAUUUAAUCACAGAGAACAUGAUUUUUUUUUAGAGAUGAUGGUAACCCUGAGAGAACAAAGAUGAAUCAAUUUUCACUUGUUUCUUUACAUAUUAAAAGUCUAGACCAGGACUAGAAAAUAAAAGCAAGGAAGUAAUGUUGAAGCUUUAUAAGGCACUGGUGAGGCCUCACUUGGAGUAUUGUGAGCAGCUUUGGACCCAUUAUCUAAGAAAGGGUAUGCUGACAUUGGAGAGGGUUCAAAGGAGGUUCACGAAAACGAUUCUGGGAUUGAAGGCUUAUCAUUUGCAGGGCAUUUGAUAGCUCUGGACCUGUACUCAAUGGAAUUCAAAAAAUGCAGGGGUCCUCAUUGAAUCCUAUCAAACGUUGAAAGGCCACAACAGGGGGGGACAUGGAGAGGAUGUUUCCUAUGAUGAGGGAGUCUCAGACCAGAAGACACAGCCUCAGAAUAGAGGGACAUCAUUUUAGAACAGAGAUAAAGAGAAACUACUUUAGCCAGAGAGUGGUGAAUCUGUGGAAUUCUUUGCCAAAGGCAGCUGUGGAGGCCAAAUCAUUGGAUAUAUUUAAGGGAGAGGUUGAUAGAUUCAUCAGGGCAUGAAGGGGUUACAGGGAGAAGGAUUGUGGCUGAGAGGAAAAGGGAUCAGCCACGAUGAAAUGGCAGAGCAGACGAUGGGCCAGAUGGCCUAAUUCUGCUCUUUUAACUUAUAGUGUUAAGCCCAUUGUGAAAAUCUGCUUCCCCUAAAUGUCAUUCAAUGGUAGUAACAGCAGAUAAACAGAAGUCCCGAUGAAGGGUCUCAACCCAAAACGUAACUGUUAACUCAAUUCUUUACAGGCUCCCUUACCUGCUGGGUUCCUCCAUCAUGUUGUGUGUGUCACUUUGGAUAUCCAACAUCUGCAGAAUCUCUUGUGUUUUAAUACAGGAUUCUUUUUCUUAUGCUUUAAACAGAAGCACUGGUAGGGAAAAACGUGGGUGUUUCAAAAAGAAAUUAAGUUGUUUUUACACCACAUGAUCCCCAGAUGAGGUAACUGUCUUGAUAAGAAGAGAAAAUCUGCGGGUACUGGAAGUCCAAGCGACACACACAAAAUGCUGGAAGAACUAUCUUGAUUCACUCUUUGGUUAUAACCUGAGUAGGAAUUUACCGUCAGCCCAGUAGAUGGCUCUUUGCCAUCUUGCCAGUGGUUAUGCCAAGGUGUAUUGGCAGAGUUUCUAUUUCAAAUCUAGCUGGUUUAUUAUCCCUCAUCUCAGUGAUAGUCCUUUUGCUUCCUCUCCACAAACAAAGUCGAGGGGCCCCUUACGCAUGCAAUAUUAUCCAGAAGUGUUGGCAACUGAGGAAUUUUAUUGAGCAAUUGGUGAAUUGGGUCAAAUACCACGGCAGCUUGGCAGUUAGUGCGAUUCUAUUACAGCCUGCCGACGUUGGGAGUUCGCAGUUCAGUUCUGGCACCAUCUUCAAGGAACUUUACGUUCUCCCUGUGACCAUGUGCUUUCUUCACCCUGUCCAAAGAUCUACCAGUUGGUAGGUUAAUUGGUCACUGUAAUUCGUCCCGUAAUUAGGCUAGGGUUAAAUCGGUGGCUUGCUGUUGGGCUGGAAACGCCUGUUCUGUGCUGUCUCUCUCAAUAAAUAAAAGUAUUGUAAGGGUGAUAUAAUACAUUGAAGCUGCAAACAAAAAUAGAGUUAUUGGUAUUGGGAUGUGGUGGCUUUUAAUUCUGAAUUAGAUUCGAGUAUUUUCUUGUGAUUUGAGUAUUUUAGAAUAACGUCGUUGAAGUGUAGCAUUUUCUGAAAAAUCUGUGAAGCUUAAAGAUACGAUGAACAACUUAAAAGGGCUUGAAGUUGAUUGCUAUCUGUAUUGGUGCAAGUUAACUUUUGCAUCAUUUUCUAUUGACAAAAAUUCAGUGAAACUGCUUAUAUCCAUUAUAUGUUGAAUUUAAUCACAGAUCACAGCAAUGCUUAGAAAACAAAAGGUGCAUUAUGUUUUACCUGUUUCUUUGCUUAUUGAAAAUCCUUUGUGAAAAUCUGCUUCCCCAAUGCAGAAUUCCUGGAUAUCAUACAACGGCAUCAACAGCAGAUAAACUGAAGUCCUACUGAAGGGUCUCGGCCCAAAACAUUACCUGUUCAUUCAUUUCAUUCGAUGCUGCCUGGCCUACCGAGUGCCUCCAAUAUUUUCUGAGUGUUGCUCUGGAUUUCCAGCAUCUGCAGAAUCUUUUGUGCUUAAGAUAAACAAAGAGUUUUGUUUUAAUUGUUCCUGAUAAACCUAUUUGUAGUGAAAAUCUCUCUGCAAAAGAUGGCAGCAAAAUAUCAGUGCACAUUAUAGAAAACAGCUGAGCUGUCCCGUCACUCCAGCGACUAGAUUUUGAUUCUGGUGUUAUCUGAGCAGAGUUUACCAUUUGCCCCUCUAGCCACAUUAGUUAGUGGUGAAUUUGCCACCCUAGUGUGAUCGAGUGGCAGGAGAAUGAAGUGAGUUUCAAUAGACAUGACAGUGAGUAAAUGUGAUUGGUUAAUGCAAGUACAUUGGCCAUGCUGAAAGCAUUGUAUGGAUAUACAGUGCUGUGCAAAAGUCUUAAGCACAUAUAGAGCUAGGAUGCCUAGGACCUUUGUACUGAACUGUAUUUGUCAAUGUGGAGCAGAGAGCAAGUUCAUAAAACUAGUCAGAGUAAAGGAUAUUGGAAAUGGCAAGGGUGGAGGGUGUGGGACAGGUGGCAAGGAAGGAGUUCCAGGAAGAGAGGGGUGGCAUGGGUGCAGUGAGACACCAGGUGAGGUUAUUUGAUUCCAACAAUUGGUUUAUUGAUCAUUACAGAAAAUCUCUCUGGUGCUUCCCACAUCCUCCCCUCUCCCUUCACCUUUUCCCAACCAUGAUCCCCCUCUCCUUACCACCUUCCCAUGCGCUGUCCACAACAGAGACCCAGAAUCAGGGUUAUCAUCACUCAUAUAUGUCAUGAAAUUUGUAGGGGUUUUUUUUGCAGCAGUGCAACGUAUUACAUAAAAUCACUGCAGUACUGUGUGAAUGUCUUAGGCACCCUUGUUAUAUAUGUAUGAGCCUAAGACUUUUGUACAAUACUGCAAUUGAGAAAUCUUUGACUUUUCAAAUGAUACAAUUAAUGUACAUAUUUAUAGAUUAAAAAUGUUCCUGCACUGCACAACAUUCAUUACACAAUAAAUAGAAGCCCUGUUACAAUUCUCCCUCAUACUGCUCUGGUUGCACUGUGAGAACUGACCAUCUCCUCCUGGUACUAACUGGCCCUGAAUUUACAGCUGAGCAAAUGGGAGCAGAUCUGUCUUCUUCUGAUUUGGUUUAGUGUGAGAACUGGAGCUAGAAGCAGGAAUAAAUCAUUUAGCCUCUUAUUAAAGAAAUUUAAAAGUUAGCCUUUUUUUUUUCUGUCACCUCCCUCAAGGUGCACAGCGAAAUGUAUUGUUUGCAUCGAGGAUGUGCUUGGGAACGGCCUGCAGGUGCAAGUGCCAACAUAGCAUGCCCACAACUCUCUAACCCUAACCCUAACCCAUAUGUGUUUGGAAUGUGGGAGGAAACACAUGCAGUCACGCGGACAAUGUGCAAACUCCUUACAGGUAGUGGCAGGAAUUGAACCCUGAUUUUACAGCUGGCACUGUAAAGCAUUACAUUAACCACUAUGCGAACAUGUUGCCCCCAUUCUGUACAUGCUGCACCAUUUAGAAAGUUAGUAGUUGAACUUUUAUCUUGGGUAUACUUUCCUGCAUUAUCCCGCCACUCUCCGAAUCCUUUAAUAUGCAAAAAUUUAUCAGUCAGUCCCGAUUUUGCUCAGAGACCGAGCUUCCACGGUUGUCUUUGCCAAAGAAUUCCAAAUAUUCACCCUCUUUUUCUUUUAAGCACCUCAUUCAUGCACCUACCCUGUUAAACCCAUAGGAACUUGUCACAUUUCAAUAGAAUCACCUCAUUCUUCCAACCUCUAGAGUGCAGGCAGAGUCUGCUGCACCUCGACACUCAGUUUUCCAGGUCCUAGGAUACUGCUGGAGAGCAGUUUGAUUUUCAUAGCUGCCAUUGAGCAGAAUCCCAACUUCUUCAGGUCAUUGUAAUCCAGAACAGAAAGGUCCAAAAUGCCGGAGGAACUCAGAAAGUCAGGCAGCAUCUUCAGAGAGGAAUACACAGUCAGUGUUUCGAGCCAAGACCCUUCAACAGGACCGGAAAGGGGGAAGAUGCCAGAAUAAGAAGGUGGGGAGGGGGAGAAGAAGGACUUCAAGCUGGCAAGGGCCAAGUGAAAGGUCAAGGGCUUAAGAAGACAUUAAGAUCAUGAGACAUAGGAGCAAAUUUAGGCCAUUCAGCGGAUUGAGUCUGCUCUGCCAUUCCAUCAUGGCUGACUUAUUAUCCAUCUCAAUUCCAUUCUCCUGCCUUCUCCCCUUAACUUUUGAGGCUCUUACUAAUCAAGAAGCUAUCAGCUUCAGCUUUAAGUAUAUCUAAAGACUUGGCCUCCACAGUUAUCUGUGGCAAUUCCACAGAUUCACCUCCCCCUAGCUAAAGAAAUCCUCCUCAUCUUUGUUCUAAAGGGACGCCCUUCUAUUCUGAGGCUGUGCCCUCUGAUCCUAGGCUCCCCCACUAUAAGAAACAUCUUCUCCAUGUCCGCUCUAUCCAGGACUUUAAAUGUUUGAUAAGCUUCAAUGAGAUCACCCAGAGCAGGUACAAGAAGAAGGAGGAAUCUGAUAGGAGAGCAGAAUGGACCAUGGGAGAAAGGAGGAGGACCCAGAAGGAGGCAAUGGGCAGAUGAGAAGAGAAGGGCUAAGAGGGGAGCUAGAAUAGGGAAUGGAGAAGGAGUUUAGGGUUGUCCAUCCCCAGCAUGUUUCUCUGGGUUUCCAGCAUCUGCAUGAUCUCUAAUGGUUAGAACAGAAUGCUUGUUGUUUUUCAUUGGGAAAGUAUCAGCCUCUUUCCUGAUUGGUUAAAGCCAGCCUUCCUUUUGCUAUAGAGUCUCCACGUUCUGAGUCAUCACAUAUUUACUAAGACUCUUCCCACACUUAAAUGAAACUAAGCCAGAUUUUCCACUUUGCAGUAGUAAGUUUAUAAGCCGAAAGUUAGUUUUACCAUUGGCAAUGUACACUCAGUAGCCACCUCAUCAGAUACAGGAAUGGAACCUGGUGUGCUGUCCUUCUGCAGUAGCCCACCCACUUCAAACUUUAACAUUUGCUUUCUGGGAAGCUCUUCUGCACAACACUGGUCACUGCAUGGUCAUUUGAGUUACUGUCACCUUCCUGUCAGCUUGAACUUGUCUGGCCAUUCUCCUUUGACCUCUCAUUAAUACGGCAUUUUUGCCCACAGAAUUUCCACUCACUGGAUGUUUUUUUUUUGUCUUUUGCACAAUCCUUUGUGAAGUCUAGAGACUGUUGUGCAUGAAAAUCCUAGCAGGUCAGCAGUUUCUGAGAUACUCAAACCACCCUUCCUGGCGCCAAAAGUGAUUCCACAGUCAAAGUCACCUAAAUCACAUCUCUUCCCCAUUCUGAUGCUCAGUCUGGACAACUGAACCUCUUGACUGUGUCUGCAUGCUUUUAUGCAUUGAAUUGUUGCCACAUCAUUGGUUGCUUAGAUAUUUGUCUUAACGAGCUGAUGUUCAGAUGUACCUAAUGAAGUGUAGGUAGUGUAGGUAAAAGUGCAUUUUCUUGGAAAUUAGACAAAAAUAGUUUGACCUUGCUUAAUGUUUAGGUCAAGCCCAUAACUAAAUUCAUCUUGUGGCUACUGAUUUGUGAAUUGUUUGUUCCCUAUGAAUCCUGCAAAUUGAUAUGUUUAGAAUCACUGAGUUUCCGUACUCCCUCCAUCCAUGCACUAACCAGGAGGGAUUGUACAUGGGGUCCAAUAGAAUAUUUUGUGACUGAAGAAUAAAGCAAUUGGAAAGUUCAUUCUAUACUUAUGCCACAGUUACAAUGUAACAAAAUAACAACUAAGACAACAGUUUAAACUAAAAAUACAUUACAUGCACAAAAUGCUGGAGGAACUCAGCAGGUCAAUCAAUAUCAACGGAAGGGAACUGGGGCAGAGACCCUUCAUCAGAUAAAACAGUAAAUAGGUUUUAAUCAACGAUUCAAUAUCUGUUGAAAUUUUAUUCAUGCUAAGGCUGAAUAGCUGAACAAGAUCUUUUAAAAUUUUCUAACCAUUAAGCAUCUUUUUUAAAAAAUCAUUUAAAAUUCUGGUUAUUGUUCUUGGGUUAGUGUCACUUGUCCAGUGUGUAGAGAAUACAUUCCCAAAACAAAAGUUAACUUUGUAACACAAUAUUAGUACCACAAUUUAUAAAAUUUGCAUUCAAAUAAACUCAGCACUUUAGAGUUAAGUCUGGUGAAUACUCAACAGUUAUUUUUACUGUUGUUUAUUAUGGAACAAAGCACUUUCUAAAUUUAACUGGCUGAUUCCUAUGAAGCUAUUUAAUAUUUUGUGGUGGUUACAGUCAAAGUUAGUUAAGGUAUAUGAUCCCAUCUGAAUUACGGACUCGCUUUCAAUCAGGUUUCAGUGCAAUGAUUUGGAAUAAGUUAGUCAGGUGUUGCAUUUCAUUAUUUCCUGAGUGCAUUUGGUUUUAGCAUUUGUAAAAGGAAAUCAAGUUUCCAAGAGAUUAAUAAUGUCAUAUGCAUUAUAUUGGCUGUUUUAAAUACACUGUGAUAUUUAAAUCUCAGUGUACAUGAGAAUAUUAUAAACUCUAUUUUAAUGCUGUAUAAUUGAUUUUAUUUGCAUAAAGUGGGGAUUUGUACAAUUCCACAGUUCAAAUUUCAGCAUUUGUUACUCAUUCACUCUGAGCAUCAUGAUGAUACGUUUGCACCUUUAACUUUGUAAGGGAUGGGUGCAAUUCCAUUUCAAGGAAUUAAAGUCUAGAACCUAAUGUAUUUUUAUGAUUGCAUCAUGUGUUUGUCAGAGACGGCUGCAAUUCACUGUAUACUCUAUCACACAAAUAAUAAAUUGGUUUGACUGAGA